AUGCCCCAAGCAGACAACAGCGUGCUGUUGGAGUACGUGUACCACAUCACAUUGGCUGCGCCGUACGACCGCAUUAACGCGGUCUGGAACGUCUUUAAACAUGGGCCGCCACUGCCCGACGGCGCCACCCAGGCAUUUCGUCGAACCCGGGCCAACCUAGUGAGUGGCAACCCUCACGAAGACACUGCGCACGCCAACAUUGUGUGGAAGUACAUCCAGGAGCCUCCCCAUCGCCAGGUCGUUGUGUGGCGCGCAGUGGUGGACGAUGCGCUCGUGACACAUAUGGCCAACGGCGCCGUACAUGACGAAUGGGGCUGGGCGGUUGUGGCGCCGCUGGACGAUGCCUCCACGUGUCGACUGACGCUGCUGCUUCAGGUUGUGGCAGACCCGGUACAGGCCGAGAGCCGAGGCAGCCCCGACGCGCUCGUGGACGAAACGAUGUCUCAGGUGGAGACGUUUUCGUUCGUUCGCCCCCCAACGGCACCGGGGACGUUUCCGGGGCCCCGUUCGUGGAAAAAGAGAUAG
Aphanomyces astaci is the source of this 525-nucleotide messenger RNA. RefSeq lists its product as hypothetical. Bases 1 to 525 code for a protein of 174 amino acids. The record is from RefSeq and is a predicted model, not a curated record. The transcript is spliced from 4 exons. NCBI's taxonomy places the organism in Eukaryota, Oomycota, Saprolegniomycetes, Saprolegniales, Verrucalvaceae.